CCCUGGCCAUGGGGCUGCAGCCCCGGCGCGCUGCGGGGCCCUGCCCGCCGGCGGGGAGAUGUGCCGCCUGGGCCCGCGGCGAGGAGCCGGAGGGAGCGCCCGGCCGCACCGCGUCCCUGCCGCCCAUCCUGCCGGCGCCCACCGCUUCGCCCGUCGCUGCCCGAGCGCAGCCAAAGAAGCUGACAGCGGCGACGACGGCCCCCAAGAAGGCAGCGCCCCGGCCCGCGGAGGAGAAGGCGGCGAGGAAGACGCGGGGGGCGCCCCCGGAGCGGGCGGGCCCCCUCUCCAGCUCCUGGCCCUGCUCUUCCCUGCAGCGACAGCCGCCGCGGAGGCCGCCGGCAGAGCGCGGGGUGCGCCCCCCGCCUGCCCCUCCGCAGCCACGGGGGCGACCGGGUGCGCCGGGGCCGGGCAGCCGCUCCUGCGAGAGCCUCGGCGGGGCGCCGGGUGAGACGGCUCCGCGGUUCUCGCUGAGCCUGCCGCCGGAGGCCGUCCGGGUGCUGCAGCGCCGCAGCCUGGAGCGGCAGCGGGGGCAGCCCGGGGCCGGGUCCGGCGGCAGAGCUACCCCUACCCCUGCGCGGCGCGGUGCCCGGGCGGGCAGCGGGGACUUGCGCGCCCUGCUGAAGAUAUCGCUGCUCAACGAGAAGCACCGCUACGACGACGAGGAGUACGAGGAGGAGGAGGCGGCGGGGGCCGCGGUGGACGAGGGGCUGGUGCGGAAAUGCACCGAGUGGCUGCGCGGCGUGGAGAGCGCUGCCGGGCGAGACCGCCCAGACAGGUUGGAGACGCUGCCGCACCUGAGCACCCUCUGAGCCCCUCCGGGGGACCGGGAGAGCGGCCCGGCGGGCGGCGGUGCUCGGGGCGGAGGCGGGGUCGCCAUCCGGUGUCAAUAGCUGUUGUCUCCUUUGUGAUGUCGACCGCGCCGGCGGCGACCCGGCGAGUGGCAGCGGGACAACGGCCCGAAGCUGGUCCCCGGGGCGGCACCGCCUCUCGGGUGAGGGACAAAGGAGAGGCGCCGGCCUCCGCCCGGCAGAGCCCGGUGGUCGGGAAGGAGAGGAGGUGGCUGUAGGCGUCGUCGUGUCCGUCCCCCCCCAGUCCCACUUCUGCCUUUCCCCCUGUGUUUUUUAAGACUUCUGACUACUUUGUAAGACGUGCGUAAUGAUUUUGUAUAUUUGUACAUAAAAGUUCAUUUUUAUUUA
This is a messenger RNA of Melopsittacus undulatus (budgerigar), 1196 nucleotides long. It is a transcript of the gene PRR18, whose product is annotated as proline rich 18. The record is from RefSeq and is a predicted model, not a curated record. NCBI's taxonomy places the organism in Eukaryota, Metazoa, Chordata, Aves, Psittaciformes, Psittaculidae. Bases 9 to 809 code for a protein of 266 amino acids. The transcript has a single exon.